Messenger RNA from Manihot esculenta (cassava), 832 nucleotides. Its product is annotated as dirigent protein 19. NCBI's taxonomy places the organism in Eukaryota, Viridiplantae, Streptophyta, Magnoliopsida, Malpighiales, Euphorbiaceae. The record is from RefSeq and is a predicted model, not a curated record. The transcript has a single exon. The coding region runs from base 153 to 743 and encodes 196 amino acids.
UCAUUACAAUUGGCGGUUUGGAUAAAAAAUAAUAAUAUAUAUAUAUAAAAAAAAAAGCUUAGGUCCUUGAAGUUUAGUACAACCACCACCGGACUUUUCUUUCUCCGAUCUAUAUAUGUACACAGUAGCAGCAGAGGCUGAGAUUGGCAAGCAUGGCUAGCGCUGUCCUUCUUCCCAUUAUAGCUUUCCAUCUUGCCAUCUUCACCCUCUUUUCUUCCUGCCCCACAAGUAUAGUCGCCGAAGUAGAUAACGAUUUUGGAACAACCAUAAACCAUAAUCUCUAUCGGCUAAAGAAGGAAAAGCUUACCCAUUUCCGCUUCUACUGGCAUGACAUAUACAGCGGCCCUAACCCCACCGUCGUUCCCAUCGUGAAAUCACCCAAUAAAAACUCCGUCGCCGGUUUCGGUUUCGUAAGCAUGAUGGACGACCCAUUGACCUUGGAGCCACAACUGAGCUCCAAAGUCGUGGGAAGAUCUCAAGGCCUUUAUGCAGCUGCUUCGCAGGAAGAGGCUGGACUCUUGAUGGUGAUGAAUUUUGUACUCCUUGAAGGGAAAUAUAAUGGUAGCACCAUAACCAUACUGGGAAGGAACCGUGUUGUUUCCAAGGUGAGAGAGAUGCCGGUGAUCGGCGGUAGUGGGCUGUUCCGGUAUGCCAGAGGGUAUGUUGAGGCUUCUACUUAUAGCUUCAAUCAAACAUCUGGAGAUGCCGUUGUUGAGUAUAAUGUUUACGUGUUGCAUUACUAGUUGAUGCAUUUUAUUUUACUUUUUCUUGCGUUUUCGUGUGUAAUAAUUUCAUUCAUAUUUAAUGGAUGGAGAUUUAUAUCUCAAGAGCA